Messenger RNA from Rotaria sp. Silwood1, 4668 nucleotides. The record is from the annotation of a GenBank genome assembly. Lineage: Eukaryota; Metazoa; Rotifera; Eurotatoria; Philodinida; Philodinidae.
AUGCCACAAUUAAAUUUGUACAAUACUGAUCAACAAACGAACGUAAUUAUACAACUUCAGCAUGAUUGCCUUUAUUAUGAAAUUGAUGAUAAAAUUGUUGAUUAUGGCGUCCCGAUGAAAUUGAUUUAUCAAAUUAUUCCGUAUUGUAUUCGACCAUUUGAUAAUAUAACAAAUAUAAAUAUCAUUAAUGAUACUAAUGAAUUACAAGGUAAGACAUUUGAACAAUUACAACAAUUGAAUGUUAGUAGUGACCAGUUACUUUUAUGGUCCGCUCCACUUGAUGUUGCUGAACGUUAUCAAAUUUAUCUAAAUAAUCAAAAGAUGAAUAUAAAAACUUUCUCGAAUGAAAUUUUCUAUAAUUGUACAUGGCCAUGGUUUGGUGAAUUUUGUCAAUAUGCUUUUGAUUAUGAUUUAGAAUUAUCACUUAAUCAAUUUGUUAUGACUAUGUUUCAAUUGAAAAAUAACAUUAAAUUCAAACAGUUAAAUAGAUUUACGAAUUUAUCAUGUUAUAUACAUUUGAUAUGUAAUAGAGGACAAGCACCACUUUGUCUUGAUUGGCGUGAAAUAUGUGAUGGAAAAGUUGAUUGUUUAAAUAAUGGUGUUGAUGAAGAACAUUGUUGGCAACUGGAAAUUACGGAAUGUUCGCAAAAUGAAUAUCGAUGCCAUAAUGGAGCUCAUUGUAUUCCAGAAAAUUUUCUUCAUGAUGAUCCAAUCAAUCCUGAUUGUCUUGAUCGAUCGGAUGAACCACCAAUGCAACUCUAUCCUGAACUUUGUCCUGCUGAUCCAGCAUUUCGUUGUGAAGAACAUAGAUGCAUGUAUUCAAGAAAUGAAUUGAUGUUUUCAUGUGGUGAUGGUCAAUGUAUUGACAUAGAUAAUCAAUGUACAAAUGAACGAUCGAUUUCUUAUCUUCCGAUGUAUUUGUUAGUGAAUAAUUGCAUUCGUGCUAUGGCUUGUUUAACUCUUAGUAGAAGUCGUUUGGAUGACAUUCCAUGUUAUAAAAUUUGUACUGAAGUUUCUUGUGCGGACAUAGUUAGAGAUGAAUGUCCGAGUCUUUUUCAAUUUCCUCCAAUGUAUAUUUUUUCCAAUCAUGUAUUUUUCGUCUAUAAAAACAAUCAAUCUGAUUAUAAUUCUAAACUUGCUCCGUUACCUGAAUUUGUAUGCUAUGAACAACAAUUAUGUGAACAUUCUCUUCCAACAGUUGAAAUUCAUUUAUUCAAUGGUUCGAAAUGUAUAUCCUUCUCAGAAUUUGAUUUUAAUAAGAAACCAAUUGUUAGACGUCUUUGGAAUGAUCUUUUAAUGCCGAUCAAAGGUUUUUUUCAAGGUUGUUUAACAAAUAGAAAAUUAACUAAUAGAACUCAUUGUUUAUAUUCAUCAUUAUAUCGAUGCUCUAAUAGUUUAACAUGUAUUUCUAAAUAUCGUUUACUUGAUGGUAAUCAAGAUUGUUAUUUAAAUGAUGAUGAAAAUUUUAAUAAGAGUUGUUCUCUUGAUCAAAAGCAUCGUUUCAAAUGUUCUAUGGAAGAUCGUUGUUUAUCAUGGAUAUUAGUGCAUGAUUUUAAAACUGAUUGUUUAACAAAUGAUGAUGAAGUAUUACCUGACAUUGAAAAAUCUAAAAAACAUAUUUCUUUUCAAAUAAUAUGUGAUGGUUUUCAAGAAUUGUCAUUUAUUAUAAUUAAUGAAAAAUAUGAAUCGGAUGAGACUAAUUGUCAUUUAUGGUCAUGCAAUAAUGUAUAUACACGUUGUGAUGGAAUAUGGAAUUGUUUGGAUGGAGCUGAUGAAGCUAAUUGUUCAAUGUCAAUUUGUCCACCUUCAUAUCACAUGUGUGUUUCACCAAUAACAAAUAAUUUGACAUGUAUACCAAUCUCAAAGGCAAAUGAUGGUAUUGUAGAUUGUUUAGGAGGAUCUGAUGAACGUCAAAUAUGUCGAAUACAUACGCCUCAGUGUAGUUCCUGUCGAUUUUUUUGUCGAGAUCAUACUAAUCCGAAACCGAUAUGUAUUCCACCUAAUAGACUUUGUAAUAAAAAACCAACUUGUUUAUUCAAUGAUGACGAAAUAUUUUGUUUUGAACGUAAUUUAACAAUAAAUUAUUUUUGUGACCAUUUAUUAGAUAUAGCUCGUACAGAUGUUGAAACAUUUCUUUGUGGUUUAACGGAUGCAUCGAAGAAGUCUAUCGUGCAUUUCUUACUAUAUUCCGAUGAAAUGAAUAUGACAAUUCAUGAUUCAAGUAAUGCAUUAGAAGAAAAUCGAUUUUUAUCAAGCAAUUAUCAUAUUUUAAAAGAUAAUAAUAACAACGACAAUGAAACGCUGAAACUUAUUCGAACAUGGCGAUGUAAUCGAGGCCUUCCUAUUCGAACUAGGUACGGUAAAUUCAUAUGCUUAUGUCCACCCAGUUAUUAUGGAGAUCAAUGUCAAUAUCAAAAUCAACGUGUCAGUCUUACUUUGCAGUUACAAGCAGUUGUUGAUUUUCGAAUGGUAUUUAUUAUUGUUAUCAUGUUAAUCGAUGAUGAAGGUCAAAUUAAUUCAUAUGAACAUUUUAAUUAUCUAGGAAUUCGAGAUUGUAGUAAAAAAUUUAAUAUAUAUCUAUUAUAUUCGACUCAACCGAAAGAUACUACAAAGAAUUAUUCUAUUCGUAUAGAUGCAUUUACUGCAAUAUCUUUAGAUUAUCAUGCAAGUUGGUUAUUUCCACUUGAAUUUUCAUUUUUACCUGUUCAUCAUUCAGCAUUGAAAUUAUUCAUUCCAAUUUUCAAUCCUGAAGUUGCAGAAUGCAUACUUCAAUGUAAUCAUGGUCAAUGUAAAAAGUAUGAAAAUACGAAAAUAGAUUUUUGUCAAUGUGAUCCAGGUUGGUCAGGCUCACAAUGUUCUAUUAAAUAUGAAACGUAUAAUUGUUCAUCCGAUUCGUUUUACAUUGGAUCUGGUAUAUGUAUAUGCCCACUUGGAAAAUAUGGUAGACAGUGUUCAUUAACACAAUCUAUUUGUUUCAAAGAUAUUUGUAAAAAUUUUGGACAAUGUGUACCAUUCGAUGAACGUAGCAUUAAUAAUCAAUGGUAUUGUAUUUGUAAAGAAGGUUAUUCUGGUAAACAAUGCAACAUAAUUGAUAGAAAGAUUAUAGUCUCUUUUUAUGAUACCAAGAUUCCAUUAUCAUUCCUCAUGCAUUUUAUUUAUGCACCAGGCAAUAGACAUCAUGAGCGUACGACGACAUUUAUAAAAGUUUUAUUUGAUCAAAAUAUGGUUACUACAUAUUCAUCGACUAUUUUUCAUUUGGUUAUAAUCGAAUUUCACAGAAAUUACUUUUUGACUACUCUUAAAAAAACAGAAGUUUUAUCGAAAAAUGAUGUUCAUAUUAAUUUAAUUGCUUCUCAACAGUGUCGACCUAUUGAACAUCUAUUAAAUAAUACCAUUGUUGAAUCACAUUUAAUACAACGUAUUAAGUAUUAUCAAUUACCUUGUCAACAACAAUUUGAUCUAGUCUGUUUUUACGAUAAAAUUCACAUGUGUCUGUGUGAUGAGGAGCGAUAUGCCAAUUGUUUUGAAUUUGAACAUAAUAUGACUUAUAAUUGUCAAGGUAUUAAUUACUGUCUAAAUGAUGGUCAAUGUUUUCAAGAUAAUUCUAUUUGUCCUACUAAGUAUUUAUGUGUAUGUACGGAAUGUUAUUAUGGUACUCGUUGUCAAUUAACAACAAAAGGCACAAGUUUAUCACUUGAUGUUAUUCUUGGAAAUUUAAUUCGACCUCAUGUUGCUUUUAUUCAACAGUCAAUCGUUAUUAAAAUUUCUGCAAUUAUUACUAUGAUCAUGUUUGUAUUAGGUAUUAUGAAUGGAUUUCUUUCGGUUAUGACAUUUAGAACUGCAAAAGUCAAACAAGUGAGAUGUGGAUUUUAUCUUUUCGUUUUAUCAAUUAUUUCACCGAUUAGUAUAAGUAUGUUAACUAUCAAGUUUUGGUUACUUAUUCUUGUUCAAAUGUCUAUAAUUUUUAAUCGUUCGUUUUUAUUCAUUCAAUGUAUAUGUGUAGAUAUGCUUCUAAUGAUUUUUCUUCGUCUUUAUGAUUGGUUAAAUGCAUGUAUUUCAUUAGAACGAGCAAUAACUAUUAGAAAAGGUAUUUAUUUUCGAAAAGAAAAAGGCAAAGAUAAAGCUAAAUGGGUAAUUAUUAUACUUUUUAUAUUAAUAAUUUCUACAACAAUUCAUGAUCCAAUUCAUCGACAUCUUAUAGAUGAUAUAGAAGAACAGCGUACAUGGUGUAUUGUUAAUUAUUCUGAAUUUCUUCGAAUAUAUAAUUUAAUUAUAGAUUUUUGCCACUGUAUUAUUCCUUUCUCCAUUAAUGUCAUAUCGGCUCUUAUUAUUAUCAUAACAGUAGCUCGAAAACGUUCAACAACUCAAUCCCAUCUAUCUUACAAACAGCAUCUUCACAAACAAUUCCAUGAACUUAAACAUAUAUUAAUCAGUCCUAUUAUAUUUAUUAUUUUAGCUUUGCCACGUCUCAUUAUUUCUUUCUUUUCAGGUUGUAUGAAAUCGAUACGUGAACCAUAUCUAUUUCUAUUUGGUUUCUAUUCAUCUUUUAUUCCACUUACUCUUGUUUUUAUCGUUUUUGUACUACCUUCAAAAACAUAUAAGAAAGAAUUUAAUAAUUCCAUGAAUCGUUUUAUAUUAAGUACUCGACAUUUUCUACAGAUGAAAUAA